GUCGGCGGCGCCCCGGGCGGGGGGAGGCGGGCGGACCCCACCACGGCCGGACCGAAGGUGCGGCGGCGGAGGGCAGCCAGGGCGCCCCAGCAGGCUUCCAGUAAUUAUCCCCAGGAUUCGCCAUGACCCCAGCUCUGAAGGAGGCAACAACAAAGGGUAUCUGCUUUUCAUCUCUGCCAAGUGCCAUGGAAUCUGACAAGAUGCUGUGCAUGGAAAGCCCGAGAACUGCGGAUGAAAAGCUCACGGGAGGAGACACUUUCUCUCAGAUGCUGGGAUUUCCGGCUCCUGAACCUAGUCUAAAUACUAAUUUUGUGAAUUUAAAACAUUUUGCCUCUCCUCAGGCUUCAAAACAUUUUCAGACAGUUCUCUUAAUGAGUUCUAAUUCAACACUAAAUAAGUAUAAUGAGAAUUAUAACCAAAAGAAAGUAAUGGAGGCCAACUGCUGUAAGCUGAAAAACGUACUGUGUAAUGGCAGCAGCAUUCAGCUCAGUAAGCUCUGCCGUUCUCAUCCUGAGAAUGAGUUCAUCAAAAAGGAGCUUUUAGAUGGCACAAGCCAUUGCAUGAAAGAUAUACAGAUCGUUCUGGAUUCCAGUCUCACCAAAGACGCUAAUGUAGAUAAAAUACAUCUGCAAAACUGUAAAUGGUACCAAAAGAAUGUACUUUUGGAUAAAUUCACUGACACUAAGAUUAAAAAGGGCCUAUUGCAAUGUACUCAAAAGAAAAUUGGACCUAAUCACUCAGAUAUGCCUGUUAGUUCCUCAGCUGCUGAGAAAGAGGAGGAGGUGAAUGCUCGUUUGCUUCAUUGUGUGAGUAAACAGAAAACCUUGCUCAACCAGGCUAGACGAACUCAGAAACACCUGCAGAUGCUCCUGGCGAAGCAUGUUGUGAAGCACUAUGGUCAGCAGAUGAAAUUUUCUAUGAAGCACCAGCUGCCCACAAUGAAGAUCUUCCAUGAACCCACCACAGUUUUGGGUAAUAGUUUACUUGAACACACUGAAAUUAAGCCAGAAGUUGACAUACUGACUUCAGAGAAUAAGUUUUUGAAUGAUACAAACAAUGGCUUUGCUCAUUGUACAGCUGCAGAAAUCCAAAGAUUUGCCCUGUCUGCUACAGGGCUGUUGUCUCAUGUUGAAGAGGGUCUGGAUUCUGAUGCCACCGAUAGCAGCUCAGAUGACGAGUUGGAUGAAUAUACCAUUAGAAAACAUGUGGCAGUUAAUGCUAGUACUGAAUGGAAGUGGCUUGUAGACAGAGCGCGAGUUGGCAGCCGAUGGACUUGGCUUCAAGCUCAGAUUUCAGAGCUAGAAUACAAAAUCCAGCAACUAACAGAUAUUCACAGGCAUAUUCGUGCCUCCAAGGGGAUAGUGAUCUUAGAAGAAUGUCAGCUGCCAAAAGACAUUUUGAAAAAACAGAUACAAUUUUCAAAUCAAGCGGCUUCAUUAAACACUUCAGUGAAUUCUCAGAUUCCCCAAAGGAGCGAAGAGACCUUGCCAGAGCACGACUUUGAGAUGUCACCGAGCAGCCCUACGCUACUUCUUCGAAACAUAGAAAAACAGAGUGCACAGUUGACUGAGAUCAUUAACAGUUUGAUUGCCCCUCUCAACUUGUCUCCAACUUCCUCACCCCUCUCCUCCAAAUCCUCCAGCCACAAAUGUCUGGCUAAUGGCAUUUCAAGGAGUGCUUCAGAGAAUUUAGAUGAGCUCUCUUCCUCCAGUAGCUGGUUACUUAAUCAGAAGCACAGUAAGAAAAGGCGAAAAGACAGGACAAGACUGAAAUCUCCAUCCUUGGCUAUCAUGAGUACAGCUGCCCGAACAAGACCCCUUCAGAGUUUCCAUAAAAGAAAACUCUACAGAUUGAGCCCCACUUUUUACUGGACUCCUCAGACUUUACCUUCAAAAGAAGCAUUUUUAAAUGCAACACAGAUGCCUUACAUGGAAUCACCUUUACGUUCGGACUACUGGGAGCAGAGCUCCAAGUGUGAGCUGUUAAGAGAACACGUCACGAAACUGGAUUCCUCUUUUCAUCCUGUGCUGUCACUGCCGUCAGACAUUCCCCUUCAUUUUCAUUUUGAGAACUUAUUUAAGAAGACCAAUGUAAAAGGAGAGCUUGCUGAAAAUCCAUUUGUAGGUGACUGUAUCAUAGCGCCACCAUCUGUACAAGGGACUUCUCUGACUCAGUGGAGAAAUGGAUAUUCCCCUAUGUGUAAGCCUCAGAUAAGGUCACAGUCAUCUGCACAACUAUUGCAGGGAAGAAAAAAGAGACACUUGAGUGAAACAGCAUUAGCAGGAGAAAGAACUAGAUUUGAAGAAUUUACUUUCCAACGUACAGAACCAGGAUCCCAUUGCAAUUUUACUGCAGCCUCUAAUACCAAUGUUACAUCAAGAACCCAGAAUUCAUCCUCACAAAAUACUACUCGACGGAGGUUAAGAAGUGAGAGCUCUUACGAUAUAGAUAACAUUGUGAUUCCCAUGUCAUUAGUAGCACCAGCUAAGUUAGAGAAACUCCAGUAUAAAGAAAUACUUACUCCACGCUGGAGGAUGGUUGUUCUUCAGCCUCUUGAUGAACCUAACUUAAGCAAAGAAGAGAUAGAAGAUCUUUCUGAUGAAGUCUUCUCCCUAAGACACAAAAAAUAUGAAGAGAGAGAGCAAGCUAGGUGGUCACUCUGGGAGCAAAGCAAGUGGCAUAGAAGAAAUAACAGAGCUUACAGUAAAAACUUGGAAGGGCAGGACUUGGUUCUGAAGGAAAACCCCAGUGAACUUAGCAGUGCUCAGCAGUGUGCUGCCGAGAGCCCCCUUGAGCUCCCAGCAGAGAACCCCAGUCUGUGCGCUCAGGACUCACAUUCUUUAAAUGAUAGUCAAGAAAUCAAGUCUUUGUGGUGGGAGCGACGAGCCUUUCCCUUGAAGGAUGAGGAUGAAGCAGCCUUAUUAUGCCAAGAUGAAAGAAAGGAUCAGACUGAGGGGGCGAGCACAGCCAUCUGCAAUGAAGUCUUCUGUAGCACUACACCAGAGAAUGGCCACCCUCCAAAAAUGCAGUUAGAUGGGAUGGAAGAGUAUAAAACCUUUGGUAUAGGAGUUACUAAUGUUAAAAGAAAUAGGUGACAGAGAAUAUAUUAAGAAAACUAUGUAACUGAAUGGAAAAGAGGGAAAGAAACCUAAACCCUCUUGUGGAUCUUCCACUUCCUCUAGUCACGAUUCCAGAAAAGGAGGAUGUGUUGCAUGUAUCUAUCUUCAACUGUUCAUGAACCAGGUCAGAGAAAUUUCUUUCUCCUUCCUGAAUCACAGAAGUAGAUAGCUUUUCACCUACACAGAUGCUAGUAACUUGUGUUUGUCAAUAAUACAGAUCACAAGCACUAAGCUAUUAAUUGCUGCAAUUUGAUGCCAAAUCAUUCUACGGGGUAACUGUUAAGGUAAGAGCCCCGCCUUUACAACACAGUUGAUUUGCAUCAAAUGACGACUAUUCUUUGCUUCUACUCUCAUGGCAGUUCACCAAAAUUGCCUCACUAAUAUAUGAGAAUAGUGUGUAUACAGAAUACACACACACACACACACACACCUAGUCUUGA
Chionomys nivalis (European snow vole) is the source of this 3559-nucleotide messenger RNA. It is a transcript of the gene Kansl1l, whose product is annotated as KAT8 regulatory NSL complex subunit 1 like. The coding region runs from base 123 to 3095 and encodes 990 amino acids. Gene Ontology annotation, molecular function: histone acetyltransferase binding. The record is from RefSeq and is a predicted model, not a curated record. Gene Ontology annotation, cellular component: NSL complex. Lineage: Eukaryota; Metazoa; Chordata; Mammalia; Rodentia; Cricetidae. The transcript is spliced from 15 exons.